GAGGGUAGAGCGCAGUUUGAAUUGGCGUGAGGCGGGACGGAAGCGGCUGGCUGUGGUUGGGGCCAGGGCCGGAGCGUGUGCGUGGGGCGCCCGCUGUCCCCCGGCGUCGCGGAGGGGAGCAGGCCGUGGCUAUGGCCGCGGCCUUGGACAUGGAGGAGCGGCUACGGCAGAGCAACGCCCGCUUCGUGGCCUCCAUCAACCACAUCUUGGAGAGGUAUAAUCAACCUUUUGAAGAUGAUUUACUUAUUUCCAUGGAAACCCUCACUUACAAUACGCCUGAUGGACCAAAACAAUGGGGAGAAGUGUCAACCAAGAAGCUUAAAAUAUGGAAGAAGGAAAUAUUUGAGCAUAAUAGAGUAAGUCAAAGGAAUACAGAUAUAUCAGAGCAAGAGACCACUGAUUUUGAAGAUGGACAUUCAACAAUACAUCAGGCAUCUCCUGAGAACUCUCGUGUGAAUACAUCUGACAUAGGUGAAGAAAGUGAUGCUGAUAUAGUUUCAGUAAGAAGAAAAUUUGAAGACAUUCACUUCCAGAAUCAGUACGUAUGUGACGGGAAAAUUCAAGAGAAAGAAAAAGUUCAAGUAGAUGUGAUAGUACAAGAUUAUGCUAGAAAAAUUCCCAAAUGGAUUACGAUAGCACCGCAAGGUUUGUCGGAAGGUCUUCAUUUAGCUUCGCCAGUCCAAGAACUGAUUGGCAACCAAGCUGCUGUUUGCAGUAAGAAAGUGGAGUUGUCCAAUGAAUGUCCUUCAUCCAGACCUCUACAGUUACAGUUUUCUGGUGUUCCCAUUUCACCAAACAGAAUAACCACACCCAGGCAUCGACCUGCUCCAGAACUGAAUAAAACUUGCUAUGACAAUAUCUUGGAAGAAUACCAGUCUGCAGAUGAGGAAUGCUCCUGGAGCAAUGUAACUCUUGCAGACUUGUAUCCAGCAAUGGUACAGAUGCUUACAAGGCUGAUGACAAAGCAGUCUCGGAGAAAUGAGUUAAAAUACUUGGUUCGACACUUAAGGCACAAAAGAUGGCGUUCCAGAAGACCAAAGCUCAGUGUCACUGUAGACAAAACAAGAGGGUUCGGAGCCCUUAAACUGAAGCAAGCACUACCCGGCGAAUGCAGCAGUAGAAGUGAAGACAUCCAGAAUCAAACUUUUGGAAAUGAGAACAGAGAACUUUGUGAUGACAAGUGUUCCAUUAAUAAUUUAUCUGGUCUUGUACCUUAUUCUUACAUUGAUACAAAUGACAUCAAAAUGGGCUGCUGUGACUCAAGUUCAGAACAUCAUUUGGUAUAUGGAGAAGGCCAAAACCCCCCCUCCAAACAGACUGUUUUUCCUAAUGUUAUGGCUAGAAUGGGAGAGACAUUUCUAGUAGGAUAUGGGAUACAGCCUGCUGUCUCGCCGAGGAAUUCAAAAUGCAAGGAAAGUGAAAAAUUGGCUUACGGAUGUUCCUCAGAAUAUCCUUUUAUAACAUCUACUGCCAGUUCAGGGUCAACAGCGCUUCAUCUGGUAGAAGAGAGUAAAACUCGAAAACUUGGCUUUCCUCAUGGACUUAUCUCAGAGUUGUGUUCAUCUACUUGCAGUUCCUGUGGCAAUAGUAACACUUUUACGCCUGUCACAAACUAUUCUCCUGCAAAAGCAUCAAAUACUUUGCUCAUAAAUCCUGAAGGAAUAAUUUCUGAAAGACUAAUUUCUUUCCAGCACAAAAAUUCAUUUUCAUCAUUGCCUAUUAGGCAGAGUCCUUCAAAGAUGCCCCAGAAAUACGAAGAUGCAUUUGAAAAACUCUACUUCAAAUUGUGCUCCAAAGAAAUCCAAAAGCCUCUGACAUUGACAAGACCUCUUUCAAAUUCACAGAACCUUGAAGAGAAAGGAAGAUUAGUGAAGAGUAAUUUAAGUGAUUCUGUGAGGUCUGAUACAGAGUAUGAUAGAGAAUUUGACAGGAUCUAUGAGCAAUUAUGUAGGGAGGCAGUUCCAAAACUUCCUGGGUUUCAGAGGGCUUCAAAUUUAAGGAAAUAUGAAGGAAUACAGAUGUCUGAAACUGUAAAUGCUCUUGUUAACUCACCUGUUCGAACUUCAUCUGCAAUUCCCAGAGUUAAAAGACUAGGAGACUUUCAAAAUGAUCUUUGUUCAUCAGUAAAACGACUGAAAAAUAUACCAGAACAUUAUUUUCCUUCAACAAAAUGUCAACAGAUUUCUCACAGAAAAAAUGUUAGUCUUCAGACAGUUGGCAUGGAUUUUUUGAACACAUACAGUUACAGUAACCCCAGCUUUUUUGACAGUCACACCUGCCAGAGACAGGACACUGGAUUUCAUGCUGCUUCAGAUAAAACUUUUCUUGGUAUUCCUGGUACUUCCCUGCCAGAAUCUGGGAUUGCAGAGGCCCACUCUGGCCGGCCUAUGGCAAUGAAGAAUUACAGCUGUCCUGGAAACGCACAGAAGUGUCACCAGAGGGUAUCCAGAAAACUAAGCUACACUGAUGGGAAAGACCAAAAUCCUAGCAGUCCCUUGGACGACUUCCUGGUCAAAACUCACCAAGGAGCAUUCAUGGACUGCUACAGAGAAAACAUUGCUUUAUAAAGUCUGGGUUUUUGUUUUGUUUUGUUUUGUUCGUUCUUCUUCCAAGAAUCAAGGAUGUAUUAUGUGUAUCUAAUAUACAAUUAAACCUGAUUUUAUUCUUCCCUCUAAUAAAAAAAUAUUCAGGAACUUGUUCAUCCCUUCUGACAGAGCACUUUAUACUCCUUCAGCUUUAUCAGGUGCUGCAGGGAAUCAGGGUUCCUUUCUAUGACUAAGUUUAAAUUAUGUGUUUAGUAGUGUUUCAUAUAACAGAAUGUGAUCUGCAUUAUCUUUUUAUCUGCCGAUAAGCUUUGAUUCUUAAUGUGUUAGUAUUAAGUAACAAGCUCUUUUUGCUGAAUUCCUCCUGCCUAUUCAUGCUUUAUAGAUAUAUCAGUAAUAAGUCAAUUUAAAAAUCUAAGCUGGGCUGGAUGAUCCAAAUGCGGUAUUAUAUGCUAUGACUUGUAAUAUGCCUGCUAUGUAAUUUUAAUGUUACAUUUUCUGAGUCACUCACAAAAGUUGAUUGUUCAAUAACAUUUUAUAAUUUUUAGUGGUUUUGAUAGUGUUAUUCUGUGUUCUGACAAAAUUCUACCUGAAACAAUAUAUAUAUAUGUAUAUAUUCUAAAUAAAAGCCUAUACUUG
Molecule: messenger RNA, 3182 nt
Organism: Phalacrocorax carbo (great cormorant)
Lineage: Eukaryota; Metazoa; Chordata; Aves; Suliformes; Phalacrocoracidae
Source: RefSeq, a predicted model, not a curated record